CAAAGAUGGACUUGUGCACUUCAUGCGCGUCAAUGGAGCUGGCGUCGCAUACACAGAGACAUAGUGCUCAACUAAAGCACCGUUAGCUCGGGCAUUUCCCCGACAGACUGGGUAAAAAUGAGUGUACAUCAUGAAAAGGCCCAGCGCUACAUUGGCCUCCUCGACGCGGCGCGCAUAGCCGCUAAUUGGCAAGAACUGCCAGAGUUGAUACGAAAGGUCACGAAACAUGCUCCAGAUCGCAAAUGUAUGGUCUUCGAGUCGCAGCAGCCUUCGUUCUGACACCGUCUGCAGGCCUGAUUCAGACUGCCAAAGUCGACCACGGAAUUGCUAGCUAUGCUACCUCACAGAGUCAACGACCAGGCACCGGAGCCAGCACCCAGACACUACCAGAAACGCAGGUCGUGUCCCUCGAAUCUGAACUACGUGCUAGCGGUCAGCCGUUUGAAGAUGUUGUACAAGGACAGGCGUCGCUUCUCUGGGCUCACUGGGUUGGGCCACUACAGCAAGAUAAGGUUGGAGCCAUAACGUUUGAACCUGCUCGUGCAGCUGCCGAUGCAAACUCCGUCUGGACAAAAAUAUGCGUGGUCAAAGCUGUCUACAUACGAGGCAUGCUCAUCAGCCAGGCUGGGAACGAGCCGCAAGGAAAAGAACUACACUACAACAUUCUCCCGUGGCUAGACUCGAAUCGGAGCCUUGUUCUCUCGACUCCACAACUGUUGUACUGGGCGCAACAGCUUCUUGGUCGAGUCGCUUUGGGCCAGCGGCAACCUAGAAAGUCUACUCUUGCUCACCCAGACAGUGGUGAAGUUGCGUCCUUCAGGCUGCAAGCUUUCCGCCACUGGGCAGUGUUAGCUGCGAAGAAUCAAGAUGUGUCGCCUUCGGCAUUCGGCAACGCACCAGGUCAUGUUUCGAAACUUGCGAUGUGGAGAGCGUACUACAAAUUUGUGUCUGCAAUUCUGCUGCAGCAGCAUCACAGCGCUGCCCAGUCAGUCUCUUCCACUCCUGCCGAGCUGGCAACUGAGCUGCGGCGGGUGGAGACAUCGUGUGAAAACGAGCUCUUGCGGAACACACAAUUCCCCAAAGCGAGUGAAUCAAACCUAAUGAUCGAAGAAUGGGUGGAAGAGGUUAUUCGCAAUUGGCAGGUCCUUUGCGGUCCUGACUGGCCCGAGUCGGAUCUAGGACAGGGCGGCCGGAUUGCUAUUGGCAGAAAUGUGCUUGACAUUCUUUAUCGAGCUGCGACGAAAACCUUUCACUCGACUCUCAUCCUCAGACGGUUAUUCCAAGUCCAUAAGGCUCUAGCGGAUUUUGGCCUCGCUUACAAGGCUCUCGACUCAUACAUAGAGCUUAUGGAUCGAGCGCGAGCGCGAGCGGCCAAAGCCGGCGGCGAGACAACCAGGCGGGACAACGAUCACAUCUAUAUGAGGACCAUUGCCGAAGGUGUCGAAGGAAUUUGUUCAUUCGGAGGUGCAUCUGACGCCGAGAAGGCGUAUGAUCUAUGCCUCAAACUUGGAGACCUGCUUGACGACAUAGAGCCUCAACCUGAGCAUAGCAUCCCCUAUGGCUCAGAACCGGCCAAUGGAGAAUUGAUCACGAACGGGUCAGUACGAGAGCCCUUACCUGCCCAUGUGGUGGAGGUCGUCUACCGAGCCAUCGGGAUCGGCAAAUCGCAGUGGGCUCGGUAUACGCCCUUCAGCGAAAAUCGAUCGACGUUGCAGUCCGAAGCCAUACAGGAUUUGCGGAAGGCUGCCUCACAAGAGCUUCCACCUCAACAGAAGCUGAAGACCCUCUUUGCACUUGGUAAAUUGCUUGGGGAAACACGCGAGGUAGACGACGCAAUAUUUGUCGUGAAGAAAGCAUUGGCCUGUGACUUGUCUGUCCACCAAGAUGACUCCACGUACAGAGUGCAGCGGGAUCUCAUUCCCUUUUGGCACCUGCUUGCUCUUUUGCUUUCCUCCAAGCAGAACUUUGAGAUUGCAGGCCAAACUUGUGUAGCCGCCUUUGAGCAAUUCCCUUCCCCAGAUGUCAUCUUUGGCGACAGCCGUGGUGUUUCAAGGGGCGGCGAGAAGCAUAUUCAAGGUAGCCGGCACCGGGGACUCGUUGAUGACAUGGAUUGCGAUGAACUGCAGAAGAUUAUUGAGAUUCGAAUUUCCGAGCUUGCUUUGACCGAACUUCGGGAAGGUCCCGAGCACGCAGUCAACAACAGCAACGACUUGCUUGCAUUAUACUCCCGGCUCUUUGCACGUUAUGGCACCCUUGCCCUAAACGAGGACAGGUCGAGGUCGAGAACAAAGUUGGCGCAGCCUCCUAAAACCUCAAACGGCACAAUCAAAAGCUCCAAAGGCAGUAUCUUUUCUCGGAGGAGAAUAAGCCGGUUGCAUGAGUCUGCAAAAGGUCAGAAGACGAACGGGCCACCUUCCGUCCCUGAAGAAAAAGCGCGGCCGGCCUCUGAGGCCACUCAAGCACCAACUAUCCACGUCACGAAUGAGGACGAGAAACCAUCGCCACAUAAGCAUCGCUUGUUUCGACCGUCGCAAGAGCGUUCAAGGGACGAAAAGCGAAAUUUGGCACGCCGUUUCUCACGGUCGCGAAGUCGUGGCAGGACAGAUCCCAGUCACGGGUCGGAUACUGGGCAAUCGUUUGAAACGACGCCCGAGAAAGCGCCACCCUCAGAUGAGCCAGAACAUCCCGGGCUAGAGACAAUCAAGUCCGAAGAAGUGCCCGCUAUACCUGCGUCAGCGAAUCAUAAUCAGAGUAAUGCUGCCAAACAGCCAUUGAAAGAGUUGCCUCACAAUCUUGCUUCCCACGACAAGAUGCCACCACCUGUACAGCAUCAGACUCAGCCCCCCGAACAGGACGUACGUCUGCCGACGGCGGGAUCCCAGAGCAUACCGUCAGAUCCUAUACCUCGCUUUCCUCAUGCAGCGUCACAUCGGCAUGCCUUGAGUAUCCUGGUAAAGAUCUGGCUCAUCAUCGCUGUGCUUUAUAGGCGAGCCAAAAUGUUCGACGAUUCACGUGAGGCAUGCGAUGAGGCAGCGAAAGUGGCCGCGAAGAUCGAGGCCAUGGUUGCCGGUAUCGAGAGCUCGGCCCGGGCAUUCAGCGACGCUGGCUGGGGCGGCGGUGGCAAGAGCUCUGAUGAGCUUUGGGCUGAUGUCUACUGCGAACGAGCCGAACUCUUGAUGGCUAUUGCGCAGGAAAAGGAGGAGAAAGAAGGCCAAGUCUAUUCGGAAGGGGUGCGCGAUGCCGUUGAGCAGUACGAAACAUGUUUGAUGUAUUUUGCCGACCACCUUGGAGGCAUUGUCGGACUCAGCAACCUGUUACUGGACUACUAUGAGCGCAAGGUUGAAUUGGCUAGGAGGGUCGAUGGUGGCCCAGCCAAGAUGAGGGAAACGCCGGCAGAUAGGGGCCGAAAACAACACAAGCGAGAAUUGAGCCGCUCCAGUGACAGCGGUGCAGGCAACGGUCCGUUUGAUAUGGACGGGACGGCCUUUCUACCAGGACUCACACAGUCGCAUGCUUCAAAGGAUGAGGAACUCAAAAAGACGCCGGAAAACCUCAAUCGAUUGGCAGCACGAGAUCGAGCAUAUGGAUUGUUGUCGACCUUGACGAGACUGGGGUCCAGCUGGGACAAUUCAGAGGCUUGGUUUGCACUGGCACGAGCACAUGAACUUGGCGGAGAAGUUGACAAGGCGAAAGAGAUCUUGUGGUGGUGCGUCGAGCUGGAAGAUACACGACCUAUCCGACACUGGUCGAAUGUAGGCUGUGGAGGGUACGUCCUCUGAGAAAACGAAGGAUGCUUGAGCCUGCCUGUCACACAAUCUCAAACGCUGCUGUGAAUGAAUUAAUUUCUGGGCGAGUCGAGGAAGUGUUACAGCAUCGGACGCCGACAAGGACGAGGGGACUUGAAGAGGCUGAGGCAGCGUGGCUGGGGGUUUUGCCAACAAGGCCCUUGCGAGCCAUUGGGAGCCAAUCGUUUAUUCAUUAGGAGGAGGAGGAGGAGCGGAGCGAGGCUCGCGAGGAGGCUGAACAGCUGAAAUGAUACUACUACUUAUGCGGCGAGGCGGUUGACCACCCAGUAUUUUUAGCAGCCCCCCGGACUGGCCUGAAGUGCUAGACUGGCCUCACUAGCCUCACAGCCUGAUGAGGCUCACCAUAAGGUAAGACGCCCAGUAUGAUCGAUAACCACUUGAAACGCGAACGGUUGUCCUUUGAUAUUGCACCCAAGUGUCACUGGGAUCUUCCUCGGAGAGGAGUUGCACAAACAGUCAGGUCUGGUGG
This is a messenger RNA of Exophiala xenobiotica, 4275 nucleotides long. RefSeq lists its product as hypothetical. Gene Ontology annotation, molecular function: protein binding. The record is from RefSeq and is a predicted model, not a curated record. Lineage: Eukaryota; Fungi; Ascomycota; Eurotiomycetes; Chaetothyriales; Herpotrichiellaceae. Bases 243 to 3779 code for a protein of 1178 amino acids. The transcript has 2 exons.